AUGUAUUAUUACCCUCCAGUUGUUGGAUCGAAUCUUUCCAAUGGUUUUGAGAAGCGUAUUGAACGAGAUGAGAGAAUUAAUGAGCAUCUUGAUGGAUUAUUAUUAUCAUUAUGUGAAUAUGAGCGUCAAAAUGGUUUCCAACGUAGUUUUGUAGAUUUUUUGACAUGGAGAGGUAUUUUAACUCGAUUCCUUUGUACACCAUUUGAUAGACGUACUGCAUGGGCAGUUAAUAUUGUUCGCUUUCAGGUUAGUAAAAUCUAUUAUAAUUUGGAAGCUAUUCCACCUUCUAGUGAACAAGAAGCACUCAUGCGGUUUUGGGGUUAUAAAUUUGAAACACUUUCAACUCUUCCAGAUACUUGGGAUAAUUGUUCUCGUUAUCAAAUUGAACAUAGAAAUGACAUUAUUGUUAAUAAUCAUGUUCAAUAUUGCUCUGUUGUUCGUACUAGUCUUGAUAAAACAACUCUCGUUAUGGGAGGAGAAGUAGAUUGUGCUUGGGAUGCUAAACCUGAUCCACCUGAAAAUCCUGUCCCUAAUUAUGUUGAACUUAAGACAACUCGUUCAUUAACUAGUCAUUCAGCUCGAAGAACUUUUGAACUUCAUAAAUUGCUCAAAUUUUGGUCCCAGUCUUUUUUACUUGGUAUACCAAGAAUAAUCGUCGGUUUUCGUACUGAUGAUGGUUAUCUUGAAUCAAUUGAAGAAUAUAAAACUCAAUCAAUUCCUUCAAAAACCUCUGCUUUCAAUGGUAAUAUUGCUCUCGCUUGGAUGUCUCAAUUGCUUUCUUUUCUAAAGCAAAAUGUCCCUGAUCAAGAAGGUGUAUGGAGACUUUGUUAUACUCAAAAUGCAGAUACCGUUCGGCUCUAUAGAAUUGAGUCUAAAGGCUAUGGUUUUCUACAUCCACGCUUCAUUUCAUGGAGAAAAUCAAACAUCCAAAUCUUGAAGGAUCUUUCUCUGUAUUAA
Molecule: messenger RNA, 957 nt
Organism: Pneumocystis carinii B80
Lineage: Eukaryota; Fungi; Ascomycota; Pneumocystomycetes; Pneumocystales; Pneumocystaceae
Exons: 5
Coding region: 1-957 (318 amino acids)
Biological process (GO): nuclear-transcribed mRNA catabolic process; NAD-cap decapping
Cellular component (GO): nucleus; cytosol
Molecular function (GO): mRNA 5'-diphosphatase activity
Source: RefSeq, a predicted model, not a curated record